This is a messenger RNA of Sclerotinia trifoliorum, 1711 nucleotides long. The record is from the annotation of a GenBank genome assembly. NCBI's taxonomy places the organism in Eukaryota, Fungi, Ascomycota, Leotiomycetes, Helotiales, Sclerotiniaceae.
AAGCUCAAAUUACUCAAGGUGCCUUGAUAAAGUACAUUUAACCUUUUAAAUCAUUUUUCUAUACUAACUGUUCGUAGUGCAAUCUUCAAUGACACUGAUCGUGUGGUAAAGGACUUUCCAGUACCAGUAUGCCAAGUGGUACAAAUCAAACCAAUGGGUGCGGGAGUAAAUGGACAGGCCGAAAGAUUCAGACUGGUUGUGAGCGACAUUCAGAACUUUGUACAGUGCAUGCUUGCCACUCGUAAGUAGAAUCCAGUUGUAGCUAUUUAGGCCUUUGCCAGCACGAUUUGACUGAUGAGAUUUCAGAGGCAAAUCAUGUAAUACACGAUGGAAAAUUGACAAAAGGUUGCUUCAUUCGUCUGAAGAACUACCAGGCAAAUGAAGUUAAAGGCAAAAGGUCAGUUGGAUAUUCACAGAUGUCUUCCUAUGGGAUGUUGUUGCCUAACUUUUUUAGAAUUUUGAUUAUUCUCGAUGUCGAUGUCAUCGAGAGUUUGGGAACGAUGGAAAAGAUCGGAGAACCAACUGCGGUCAAGGUCGAAGAAGAUGUCAAACCACACAAUACUACAAUUGGCGGAGGUGGCUUUUAUGGAACUAAACCUCAACCCCAACAACCUGCCGCUCAAGAUCGUGCGCCCCAUCCCGCAAUGGUCCGUCCAACUCCUCGUCUCACGCCACCAUAUAUCCUAUUGAGUCACUAUCACCGUACGCUCAUAAAUGGACAAUCAAAGCAAGAGUUACGAGUAAAUCGGAUAUCAGAACAUGGCACAAACAAAACAGUGAAGGCAAGCUCUUUAGCGUCAAUCUUCUGGAUGAGAGUGGCGAGAUUAAGGCAACGGGCUUCAACGAGCAGUGCGACGCUUUAUAUGAGCUUUUCCAGGAAGGCAACGUCUAUUAUAUUACGAGUCCUUGUCGAGUUCAAAUUGCGAAGAAGCAAUUUUCCAAUAUCAAUAAUGACUACGAGCUCAUGUUCGAACGAGAUACCCUGGUGGAGAAAGCCGAAGACCAAGAUAAUGUCCCUCAAGUACGAUACAACUUUUCCAACAUUGGAGAUUUACAAACAAUCGAAAAAGACAGCACAGUUGAUCUCAUCGCUGUGCUCAAGGAAGUUGGAGAAACCUCAGAAAUUACGUCAAAGACGACUAAUAAACCAUACAGCAGAGAGAGUUGACAUUAGUUGAUGAUACUGGAUAUUCCGUCAGAUUAACUAUAUGGGGCAAGACUGCAACCUCUUUUGAUGCUAGCCCGGAGUCGGUCGUAGCCUUUAAGGGUGUCAAAGUUUCCGAUUUUGGGGGUAGAAGUCUAAGUUUGCUGUCUUCUGGUUCCAUGUCCUUUGACCCGGAUAUUCAAGAAGCCCACAAGCUUAAGGGAUGGUACGACUCCCAAGGUCGCACAGAAAACUUUGCCUCACAUAGCAACAUGGCUAGUGCUGGAGCAGCAGGCGGCCGUCAGGACCCCCUCAAGACCGUUGCCCAAAUCAAAGAGGAAGGUCUUGGAAUGUCCGAGGAGAACACAGAUUAUUUUUCAAUCAGAGCCACCAUCGUCUACAUCAAACAAGACAAUUUCUGCUACCCCUGCUGUCUCAACGAAAAUUGCAGUAAAAAAGUCGUCGACCAAAAUGAUGGCACAUGGCGCUGCGAAAAAUGUAACCAAACCCAUCCUAAAGCCGAAUAUCGCUACAUCCUCUCCUAAACGUCAAUGAUCAUACCGGCCA